GGAGCGGAGCUGGGGAGACGGACGGAAGGCGAGGCGUUUCCAGCCCGGACCUCCAAUUCCAUCGCCGUUCCUGUUGUUUCGACACCGCCAAGGGAAAAAUGGCACGCAAACCAUGCGGUCUCUCCGGCUAACCUGGCGAGAAAACGCCGAAAUCCCCACAGACGAAGAACAAAAUAUGUGGUAUGCGGUCAGUGUGAUGAUUAGCAUGUGAGCGAUAGACGCGUCCAGCCUGUUAUUCGAGUGUCUGUAUUGCACAGCCCAUGUUUUCUCAGCGAAACGGCCUUUUGGGACGAAGGAAGAGCUGGACGUCGUUUUGGUCAGCGCCACAUCUCUUCGUGGAAACUCUAAUGUGUGCUACUUUACGAAGAAGUCCGUUAUCGAGAACGAAAACAAACGCCAAAGUUGGGUUUUAUGUUUAGUUCAUUGAACUUAUUGGCACAUAUAGCACUGUUCAGCACCUCAGCUGUGGAUAAAUACAGGUAAACAGUAUUUUAACUGAUUUUUUACAUCGUCUGUCACUUCUGUGAGGACUCGAACGGCAAGGCCUUCAAGAUAGUUGUCUGUUUUCGGUGGACUGAUUUUUAAACUCAGUGUUUUUUUGUAGCUACGGGCUUUCCAGCUGGACUUUUUCAGAAAUGUGCCUGGUUGUCCGUAGAAAAGCAGACGUGAUUUUGUCCAGUGACACUCGGGGGUCUUACAGUGAUAAAAACUGAACAAAAACUGUUUUUUUGUUCUUUGAAGAGGAGAAAAAGACAGAAACAUGGCAGCGGAGGGCCGGAUCACUGUCUUCGAUAUUGGACUGUUUGCUCUGGUUCUGCUCAGUCCUGUUGCUGCUGCUCAGACUGAGGAGAGGGAGUGUGCAUAUGCAGAGCUGGCUGAGCACAUCGGCCGAGGAGGAGAGGGGCGUGUGUUUCCGGAGAACUCCACCAUCCGCUGCAGUCAGGGCGGCCGCUGCUACGGACUGUGGGAAAAGAAACAGAACGGAUUCCAGCUAGUCAAACAAGGUUGCUGGGCAACUGUGAAUGGCCAUCGGAGUGAGUGCCAUAACGACCACUGUCAGGUGACGAACACGCCCUCCCAAAUCCUAAACGGCAGCUACCGCUUCUGCUGCUGUAGCAAGGACAUGUGCAACCUCAACUUCACAGAGGACUUCCCAACACCCAGUCCCACCACCGCACAGCCAGUCCAUACUCGCCAGAUGUACCGGGAGGAGGCUAUCUUGAUUGCCCUGGCAACCGUCUCCGUGGUUGCGGUAUUGGUUGUGCUGCUCUUUUUCAUCUACCGCGUACUCAGGGGACAUGGUAAACAGAGUCUUCAUAACUUGAAUAUGCUGGAGGCAGCUUUCUCUCCCCCUUCACUGGACUUGGACAACCUCAAACUGCUUGAACUGAUCGGCCGUGGCCGGUACGGGGCAGUGUACCGUGGCUGUCUGGAUGAACGCUCUGUGGCGGUUAAGGUUUUCUCCAGCGGUAACUGCCAGCCCUUUGUUAAUGAGCGUUCCAUCUACCGCCUCCUUCUGGACCACGACCACAUAGCCCGCUUCCUUGAGAGUGAGGAACGGCUCGGAACUGAUGGUCGGACUGAGUACCUGCUGCUGCUGGAGUUCUACCCGCAUGGCUCUCUGUGCACGUAUCUGAAUGCAAGGGUUGUUGACUGGUUGAGCUGCUGCCGCCUCGUUCUCUCUGUCACUAGAGGACUGGCUUACCUGCACACUGAGAUGAUGAGAGGAGAUGUCUAUAAGCCUGCAGUCUCACACAGGGAUCUGAACAGUAGGAAUGUGCUGGUGAAGGCAGAUGGCUGCUGUGUGAUUAGUGAUUUCGGCCUCUCCAUGACUCUAACGGGGAAGAAGCAGUCGGGCCAUGCAGACGACGACAACACGGCCAUCAGUGAGGUGGGCACAGUACGUUACAUGGCUCCAGAGGUGCUGGAAGGGGCAGUGAAUCUGCGAGACUGUGAGGCAGCACUGAAGCAGGUGGAUGUGUAUGCUCUGGGUCUGCUUUACUGGGAGAGCUUCAUGCGCUGUGCUGACCUCUUUCCAGGUGAAUCAGCUCCUGCGUUCCAGCUGGCCUUCCAGGCUGAGGUGGGAAAUCACCCGACCAUAGAGGACAUGCAGGCACUGGUGUCCCGCCACAAACAGAGACCCAAAUUCCCAGAGGCGUGGAAAGAGAACAGUCUGGCUGUGCGAUCGCUGAAGGAGACAAUGGAGGACUGCUGGGAUCAGGACGCUGAGGCUCGGCUUACAGCCCAGUGUGCAGAGGAACGGCUGGCUGAGCUGCUUCUCCUCUGGGAGCGUGACAAAUCUGUGAGCCCUGCUCUGAAUCGCAGCACGGCACUGCACAAUCACAGGAACUUGUCACAUGGACGCCAAACACCAAAGACUGGCACCUACUCAGAAUUCUCCUCUUCAGCCACAACAGAAGGUCGAGAGGGUGUAGCUAAACCACCUCACAGUGAUACCUCUACAGAACCCGGCUCAGUAGGAGGGGUUAAUGGCUUAGGGGGCGUGGCUGUGGAGAAAAACAGAAACUGCAUCAACUACGAGCGUCAGCAGGCCCAAUCGCGGCUGUCUGGGACGGACAGCAGCACCCCCACGCCUCUGACCGAGUCCUGUCCUGCUGGCCAACAGCCAACAGGGGGAGGCAGUGUGCCACCCUGCACCCAGCUCACCCAAGAGGACCUGGAGACUCCCAAGCUGGAUCCAAGCGAGGUACAGCGGAACCUGCGCGAGAGCUCCGACGAGAGCCUGAUGGAGCACUCACAGAAAAAGUUCUGCUCCCCUGAAAUGGUGAACCCACAAAGCCCUUUCUACCCGCUCAUCAAAAUGGCUGCUGAGGUCACCGGAUCGCAGGUUCGCCACAUCGAUGCCCCUACGACCAUCUUGCCGAAGCAGCAGAACGUACCCAAGAGGCCCAGCAGCUUAAAUCUCCACACAAAGCCUGUUGGGAAGUUGGCCUCCUCUUCAGCGUCCUCAUCCCUGAGACUGAAGUUCAGCAAACUGGGAAAGAGCAAUCUAAGGAAGACUGAUGUGGGCGUGGCCAGAACUAAAGCUGUCGCCCCGGCAACUGAACCACAUCCAGUUAUGGUUGCUAAGAACAAUACAAGCAUUGACAAUACCGUAAAUGUGAACGGUUCAACCACAGGACCCGCUGACUUGCCACCUGGUGAAGCCAUUAGCAACACUUCUCAGGACAAUGGGGGCACGAGCUCGGAUGACCUGACCUUCGGCCUCCUGACCACCAGUCCGGACGAGCAAGAGCCUCUUCUCCGGAGAGAGGCGCAGCCGGACAAUGCCAACAACAACAACAGCAAUAACAACACUGGAGAAGGGGAAGGUGACGGAAAAGGUGAGGAAGGUGGAGGGGAGAGAGGAGAGAGCAGCGAGAGCGCUGGGCCAGCCGGGGACCCACAAACCUCAUCUGCAACAGAUCCCCAGGCAGUGUCCCUUCCGUGCCCUGCUCCUGACCUGGUGACCCCUCAGGUAGAGCCUCAGAUCCAUGCUGAGCCUCAGGCCCAACCAGCGGAUGUUCCUCAGGGAGAGACCCUGCUCCGGCAGAACCGAGUACGCAGACCUGAGAGACCCAACUCACUGGAUUUAUCCAUCACCACACUGCCGCUGCUGGGUGGCCAGUCGCACGGUGACGAGAAGGAGAGCUCCGGAGACAAGAUCAAAAAACGAGUGAAGACCCCCUAUGCCCUGAAGAAGUGGCGCCCGGCCACCUGGGUCAUAACCACAGACACGCUGGAUGCCGAACUGAACAAUAAUAGUCGCUCUGGAGGUCCGAACCCAGGCCAGGCUGGAACCAGCAGACCCAAAUCAGCCCCUAACCUCUAUAUGGGGGGCCGUGGGGGUGUGAGCUCCAGCUUCACCUCUGACCCCAGUGACUGCAACUUCUGACUCUUCAUCCCGCUUUGACACAAACACACCCACUCCUUUUACAGGUUUUCACAUUCCAGAAUACCGCUGUACAACUGGAUGUCCGUUCUCAGCCGCAAGGCCGUUUCAGCUGGCUUUGGUGAGAGUCAUGAACAGAAUUACAAGGAGUUUGACUGAAGGAAGAAAUCGUUUCUGAGUGAGCACAACCUGUGUAUCAGUCCUUUGGUUUAGCAUCACCUUUUCCUCUCUCCUUGAAAUCUUUCAUGCUUUUUUAUGUGCACUUUUAAAUGUUGAAACCAUAAAUUAAUUCUCUUUUGACCCUAAUGGUAAAAAAAAGAAAUCGAUGUUUGAUAAAUAUUGUAAUAUAUAUGAAAGAGCACAUCAUGGUAUAAAAUACGCAAGGUUGUCUGAAAGACACGCAAGGUGGCAAAGCUUUAUUAGUCAGCAGUGCAGGCCUGUAUGUAUAUGUCCAAUCACUAGCACUUGGAUUGUACUGAUAUAUUAGCUGGAGAGCUCUGCAGAGCUCUGAGUGUUGCACUCAACUCUUCUACUUCAUCAUAAGUCUAAGUAUGAUAAUAUAACAUGAGCUAUGGACUUUUUUUUAAUUACAGCUACAUAAAUGGUCUCCAGAUUGCUGUGUGUAUGUGUGCACAAAAAACAUCAUGGAUGACAAUCUCUGCUGCCUUCUUUUCAGUGUCAAAGGGCAGAAAUUUGAGCAAACCAACAAGUCCUGCUAGUAAGAGGAUUGUGUUGGAGGUCCAUUGGAGAUACACUCAGAGACUACAGUGAGACAAUGCUGAAACAGCAGCGUUUAAGGUGCUGACCAUGCACAGCAAUCACUAUUCACUAGGGCUGGGACGUUAAGCAAUUUUGAAAAAAAA
This is a messenger RNA of Colossoma macropomum (tambaqui), 4755 nucleotides long. It is a transcript of the gene bmpr2a, whose product is annotated as bone morphogenetic protein receptor, type II a (serine/threonine kinase). Gene Ontology annotation, biological process: vasculature development; protein phosphorylation; BMP signaling pathway. Gene Ontology annotation, cellular component: plasma membrane; signaling receptor complex. The record is from RefSeq and is a predicted model, not a curated record. The transcript has 13 exons. Bases 761 to 3895 code for a protein of 1044 amino acids. NCBI's taxonomy places the organism in Eukaryota, Metazoa, Chordata, Actinopteri, Characiformes, Serrasalmidae. Gene Ontology annotation, molecular function: ATP binding; transforming growth factor beta receptor activity.